Oldenlandia corymbosa var. corymbosa is the source of this 2194-nucleotide messenger RNA. The record is from the annotation of a GenBank genome assembly. NCBI's taxonomy places the organism in Eukaryota, Viridiplantae, Streptophyta, Magnoliopsida, Gentianales, Rubiaceae.
AUUUAUAUAUUUUAAGAUAAGCGGAUCAUUAAAAUUCAGUUACAUCAUUACCUGUUAAAAUUUCAUACAUGUAUCACUACUAUUUACUCAAUAUGCAUAUGAUGAUCGUGAGGGUCGCGGAUCCAGAUUAAGUAUGUUACGUGGCUCAUGAGAUAAUUCCAUCAAAGUCGGAUAAUGUUUAUAGAGGCCAAAAUUAAAUGCGUUCUUCUGUUACAUGAAUCGGGUAUCGAUUUCUAGUUAGUAAAUACUCAUAUUUAUUUAUUUAUACACAUUAAACAUUAUAAGAAAAAGGAAGACAAAUUAAGUUGAAUGGAUUAAUUAGGUAGGCGUCACCAAUUCACAAGUUUUGUGUGUGCCUAUAAAUAAGCCUUGGUUUAGUAGCAAACUCGCAACUCUUACACUUCCACACAAAACGUACUCUAUUUUCCAUUUCUUGGGGGUUUCUUUUUUGUUACCAAAGAAAAGAAAGAAACACCAAAAAAAAAUAAAAAUGGAGCUCUUCUAUGUAUCUUUGCUUUGCUUAUUUGUUUUCCUAGUAACCCUUUCACUCCAUUUCCUCUUCUACAAGAACAAAUCCGGGUUAUCGGGUCCCUUACCGCCCGGCAAGACCGGAUGGCCGAUGAUCGGAGAAUCCCUCGAAUUCCUCUCCUGCGGAUGGAAAGGCCACCCGGAGAAAUUCGUGUUUGAUCGGAUGGCCAAGUACUCGUCCCGCGUAUUCAAAACACAUCUCCUCGGCGAAAAAGCGGCGGUUUUUUGCGGGGCUCCGGGGAACAAGUUCCUGUUUUCGAACGAAAACAAGCUUGUUCAAGCAUGGUGGCCUAGUUCAGUUGACAAAGUCUUCCCUUCAUCCAACGGUUCAUCGAAAGAAGAAGCCAUCAAGAUGAGAAAGAUGCUCCCGAAUUUCCUAAAACCCGAAGCGUUGCAACGUUACAUCGGCGUCAUGGAUUACAUUGCCGGGAGACAUUUCUCAUCCUUCUGGGAAAAUAAGGUUGAAGUCGAGGUUUUCCCACUUUGCAAGAACUAUACUUUCUGGAUUGCGGCCAGGUUAUUUGUGAGCGUCGAAGAUCCAACUGAAGUUGCCAAAUUGCUUGAACCCUUUAAUGUUUUGGCUUCCGGGUUGAUCUCGGUUCCGAUUGAUUUGCCUGGAACGCCGUUUAACAAGGCGAUCAAGGCAUCAAAUCAGAUAAGGAAGCAACUUUUGGCCAUCAUUAAACAGAGGAAACUUGAUUUGGCUGAGGGGAAAGCAUCUCCGACACAAGAUAUCAUGUCACAUAUGUUGACUACAAGUGAUGAGAAUGGGAAAUUCAUGCAAGAAUUGGACGUUGCUGAUAAGAUUCUUGGGUUGUUGAUUGGUGGGCAUGAUACUGCUAGCUCUGCAUGCUGUUUCAUUGUCAAGUAUUUAGCUGAGUUACCUGAGAUCUAUCAAGAAGUUUAUAACGAACAAAUGGAGAUUAUGAAGUCAAAAGCUCCAGGCGAACUAUUGAACUGGGAUGAUAUUCAAAAGAUGAAAUACUCAUGGAAUGUGGCCUGUGAGGUGCUGAGACUUGCUCCCCCUCUUCAAGGUGCAUUUAGAGAAGUUCUUAACGAAUUCAUGUACAAUGGCUUCUCUAUUCCAAAGGGAUGGAAGAUAUAUUGGAGUGCAAAUACAACCCACAGAAAUCCUGAAUGUUUCCCUGAACCCGAAAAGUUCGACCCGUCAAGGUUCGAAGGAAGCGGACCCGCGCCUUACACAUUCGUACCUUUCGGCGGUGGCCCAAGAAUGUGUCCGGGUAAAGAAUACGCCCGAUUGGAAAUCCUAGUUUUCAUUCAUCACGUCGUGAAAAGGUUCCGGUGGGACAAAAUCAUUUCCGACGAGAAAAUCGUGGUCGAUCCGAUGCCAAUUCCGGCCAAGGGACUCCCUGUUCGACUCUAUCCUCACAAUCAUCGUGCAUAAAAAGAUUAGUUCUUGUCGGUUGUAAUGAUCGUUGGGGAAAGAUAAAAGAUCAAUGUCAAUUUGUUGCAUUUACUUUUGAAGAAAACAAAAAGAGAAAAUAGAUUAUUGGUGUUUGUGUUUUGACAAUUUGUUCAUAAAUCAUAAAUUCUCAUGGGAGGUGGUCAUAGUUUAAUUGAAGUGAUAUGACUACAUUAAUUGCAAUGUUUGCUUAUCAUCUGUUCUGAUAGUUACUUAAUUACGAGCUGUGCAUAAAUCUUUCCA